Ctenocephalides felis (cat flea) is the source of this 573-nucleotide messenger RNA. RefSeq names its product peptidyl-prolyl cis-trans isomerase FKBP14-like. The transcript is spliced from 3 exons. Bases 1 to 492 code for a protein of 163 amino acids. Gene Ontology annotation, molecular function: peptidyl-prolyl cis-trans isomerase activity; calcium ion binding. The record is from RefSeq and is a predicted model, not a curated record. Lineage: Eukaryota; Metazoa; Arthropoda; Insecta; Siphonaptera; Pulicidae.
AUGAAAUCAUUAUAUAUUUUUCUCUUUAAUUUCAGUUUUGACCGAGACCAGCCUUUCACUUUCCAAUUGGGCUCUGGACAGGUUAUUAAAGGAUGGGAUCAAGGUUUAGUCAACAUGUGUGUUGGUGAACGCCGUAAGUUGGUCAUCCCUCCAAAUCUUGGUUAUGGAGAUAGAGGAGCUGGUAACGUAAUUCCAGGAGGAGCUACUCUUCAUUUCGAUGUUGAAUUGAUCAACAUUGGCGACUCACCACCAACUACAAAUGUCUUCAAAGAAAUUGACACUGAUAAAAACAACCAGUUGACAAGGGAAGAGGUCAGUGAAUAUUUGAAGAAACAAAUGGUAACAGCCGAAGGAGCAAGUUCUGAUGAAAUUGCCAAUAUGUUAAAGGAUCAUGACAAAUUGGUAGAAGAAAUUUUCCAACACGAAGACAAAGAUAAAAAUGGUGUGAUAUCCCAUGAAGAAUUCAGUGGUCCAAAGCACGAUGAGUUAUAAAGUUAAUUUAUAAGAUUAUUUUGUUCUAAUUAAAUUGUCUAUUUUAUUUGAGAAAGUAAUGGAGAUCGAACGUGAUAAUGA